This is a messenger RNA of Bufo gargarizans (Asiatic toad), 1948 nucleotides long. RefSeq names its product E3 ubiquitin-protein ligase RNF152-like. The transcript has 2 exons. The record is from RefSeq and is a predicted model, not a curated record. Gene Ontology annotation, molecular function: ubiquitin protein ligase activity. Lineage: Eukaryota; Metazoa; Chordata; Amphibia; Anura; Bufonidae. Bases 540 to 1367 code for a protein of 275 amino acids. Gene Ontology annotation, biological process: protein ubiquitination.
AGAGAAGAGGUGAAACAUGCUGCCAUUUCUGUCUCCUCCAGACCAGUCAGAUCCUGCACAUUAGCAGGAGAGAUCCUGCAUACAAAGCCUGAGCGUUACAUCACAUUACAGGGCAGCGAGCAGGAGGCACACAGCGAAGAGGAGAGCAGAUGCCUCCUUUGUUAGACUAUCAGAAGGGGAAGAUGACUACAGAGUGAUGGCGAGCCCGUGAGGGUAAGACAGCCGGCCAUGGCUUCCCCACAAGGACUUGAGAUGCCACCAAGAAUGAGAUGAAUUCAAAAGAGAGAAAAACAUCUUUCCAGGCGAGCGUCGCAAGGAGGAGACAAAGGAAGAAGCAGGAUGGAGAGCACAACUAUCAUCCCCAGUGGACGCUGAGAUGAAUAUCUCUACAUAUCGAUGACUGGUCACAUUCACAAACGCCAGACCGGGUCUCCAACGCGUUUCUAGAAGGGACAUUUCUUUACUCCUUCUGGGAAUUUCAGCUCUUCAGGUGCCACCUGCUAAAGGACGAGGCCUGGGCAUGACAUAGGCACCCUGGCAUGAGGACAAGCAUGGAGGGACACCAGGCCAGUGACUCGGACCUCACCCCUUCCUAUGAGGAGUACGAGUGUAAGAUCUGCUACAACUACUACGACCUGGACAGGAGGGCCCCCAAGCUCCUGGAGUGUCUGCACACCUUCUGCCAGGAGUGCCUGAGCACGCUGCACCGCCGGGAAGACCGCCCCUGGCGCCUCUCCUGCCCAAUAUGCCGGCACCGGACCGUAGUCCCGGACUCCCGGGUAGAAGCCUUGCCCGUGAACACCAAGGUGGCCGAGGCCUUCCCCAUGUACGUGCGGCAGGACGACCCCUUCCCCCAGGACAUCCUCCCCCCCAUCACCUAUCACUACCACCACCAUCAUCCUAUGCAGCGAGAGCUGCAGUUCCACCACGGCACGGCAGGUGGCGCUGUGUUACAUGCAGCCGCCGAAUAUCGCUACGCGUUACAGCCGGGGCAGGAGGCGGCCGCUGCGGCUACUCGAGGCCGGGGAUCCCUUUCGGCCUUAAACCAGCCGCAGCCAGCGACUGCUCCCUCGGCUACUAGAGGUUAUGAGAGAUGCCAGAGCUGCAAAAGGGCCGUGCUGACGGCGGGCUGCGUGUGUGUGGUGUUUUCCUUUAUAGCCAUGGUGGUUCUAUUGUUUGCAGGCCUGGUGUUUGUGAACAGAUACAGCGGGGCCCCUGCUCCUUCCCCGGCGGGGCCCAUAUGCCUGUCAGUGGCCAGUGUGCUAGCCCUCUUCUCAGUGGUGGUCACUUGGGUGAUCUGUUGGCUGAAGUACAGGCCAGACCCCAUAGAUGGGAGCAGGGGGGCGUCGAGCCGGAGAGACGCCUAAACUGUGGACGAUCCCUUCAGUGUGAACAGUGUAUUGUCGAGGAGGUUUUAUGUUAACCCCGCGGUGACCGUAGACACAAAGAUAUCUCCGGCGCAGCGAUAAUAACCGGCGACCAGUGCAAUAGAUGAUAGACUAGAACCUCUUAGCGUGAAUUCACACUAAGCAGAAAUGUCUUCUACCGUCCGACUCAUCUGGAUGGGGCUUGCCGCCAAAAUAUCCCCAUGUAGAUGGAAUGGACGGAACUGAUCGGCAGUCACAGUCAUUUCUGCACAAAUCUACCCUAAGCCCACAUUCACAGGGUCAUUUUGUUUCAUCAGUAUUUGUAAGCUAAAACCAGGAGCGGGUCCAAAACACAGAAGAGGCGUAAAUCUUUCCAUUAUAACAAAUACUAACGUGUGAAAGUGGCCUUAGGACGCCUGUACAUUGGCCUCCAUCAGAGGAACAGGUCAGGGAAUCGCCCCCACAUAUAUAUCCAAUGGACGCUGCUAAAUGUAGUAUAAAUGUCACCACUCCCGACUGUGUUAAUAGCUUCCUGCAUUCCCCAUGUAAUAACAAUUCUGGAGCAUCUAUUCUUAUGUCUG